Messenger RNA from Gloeophyllum trabeum ATCC 11539, 483 nucleotides. RefSeq names its product L30e-like protein. Gene Ontology annotation, cellular component: nucleolus; box H/ACA snoRNP complex. Gene Ontology annotation, biological process: rRNA pseudouridine synthesis; ribosome biogenesis; snRNA pseudouridine synthesis. Gene Ontology annotation, molecular function: box H/ACA snoRNA binding. The transcript is spliced from 3 exons. The annotation marks the transcript as partial. NCBI's taxonomy places the organism in Eukaryota, Fungi, Basidiomycota, Agaricomycetes, Gloeophyllales, Gloeophyllaceae. The record is from RefSeq and is a predicted model, not a curated record.
AAGAAGUCUAAGAAGGAUGAAGAUGAAGUGGUCAUUCCACUGGACGAGUUAUCACCCAUAGCCAGGCCACUGGCGCAGAAGAAGCUGCUCAAAAAACUGCACAAGACGAUCAAGCGAGCGUCUAAGCAACGGCAGGUCAAGCGAGGCGUGAAGGAAGUCGUGAAGGGCAUCCGUAAGGGCGAGAGAGGGUUACUCGUGCUUGCUGCUGACAUCACCCCCAUCGACAUCAUAUCACACCUACCCGUUCUUAGUGAAGAUGCGCAGAUACCCUACGUCUUCGUACCCUCAAAAGAAGAGCUAGGCCAUUCCAGUUCGACAAAGCGACCGACAAGUUGUGUCAUGGUGUGUCCGGACCAGAAGAAGAAGGUCAAGCGGAAGGAGGGCGAGGACGCGAAGGAGAAGGAGGUCGAGGAUUAUAAGGAGCUGUAUGAGGAGUGCCUGAAGGAGGUGCAAAAGAUGGAUACGCAGGUUGCUUUCCAGUGA